This is a messenger RNA of Cuculus canorus (common cuckoo), 768 nucleotides long. RefSeq lists its product as uncharacterized. The transcript is spliced from 2 exons. The record is from RefSeq and is a predicted model, not a curated record. The coding region runs from base 1 to 768 and encodes 255 amino acids. NCBI's taxonomy places the organism in Eukaryota, Metazoa, Chordata, Aves, Cuculiformes, Cuculidae.
AUGUCUGAGGGCAUCGUUCAAGCGCUGUACCUGUCUGUGGCCGUGAGGGACAAGUGCAAUUCACCCCUCACGAUGAAUUCUCCCCUUCUCUCCCUUCUCCCCACAAGCGCUAAGGGACCGGCGCUGCCACCAGCUCGGAGCCACCUUGGCCUCAGCCCCCUCGGUGACACGGGUGACCCUGCGGGCGGCCUCGGAGCCGCCAGGAGCCCCGGGAGCGGAGCUGCCCCCGCCGGGCCGGGGCUCCCGGUGCCAUUCGGGGCGGACGAGGCUCUACAGGCAGCCCCAACAUCACCCCCGCAGCCCAACAUCUCCCCCACAUCCCUCAGCAUCUCCCCCCAGCAUCACCCCCGUAGCAGCACCCCCGCUGCCCCCGAGCAUCACCCGCACACCUCCCAGCAUCAUCACCCCCGCUGCACCCCAGCAUCAACCCUGUGCUCCCCAGCACCACCACAGCCGCCCCCCAACAUCACCCCUCCAGCAUCACCCCCAAACUCCCCGGCAUCACCCCCACCCCCCUAUCAUCACCACCCCCCAGCAUCACCCCACAUCUCCCCAGCAUCACCCCCUCAGCAUCACCCCCUCAUCCCCCAGCAACACUUCGACAUCUCCCAGCACCACCACACCCCCCAGCAUCACCCCCACAGCCCCCCAGCAGCCGCUUCCAGCAUCACCCCCACAUCCCCCAGCAACACUUCGACAUCUCCCAGCACCACCACACCCCCCAGCAUCACCCCCUCGCCCCCCAAGUAUCACCCGCACAUCCCCUAG